GGACUGUAACAAAACAACCUCGCAGACAUCGCGUGCUCAACUUUCAGGAAGCUGAAGUGUGCAGCCAGAUAGGUUGCUUGUAACAGCUAUGGCAAACAAUAUCCUCUCGUUGCCCUUUCGCAAGACCAGUUCGGUCUCCCUCUCAACAGCUAUCAAGCAAUACAUCUCCAGCAAAUAUGACCAACACCCAGAUAUGUUCAAGCAAGACCUCGAGGUUAUAGAUGCCCUGCGAAGAGAUGCUGUACAUGUGACAGAACCGCAUACAAGUGGUAUCAAGAAGAUCUCUGCGUAUGCAGGCCAACUUGCUUGGAUAGGUGGGAAAUUUCCAAUAGAUAUUGGCGUUGAUUUCACCUGGUAUCCGGCGCUGGGAUAUAAUACUGAUCGACCCAUCUCCCAGAACAAUCUCAAAUUUGAACUGGCCAAUGUUCUCUACAAUCUUGCGGCACUUUACUCUCAACUAGCUAUGUCCUCGAACCGCGGAACUACAGAUGGAUUGAAGGCGGCUUGUAACUACUUCUGCCUGGCUGCAGGAGUCCUUUCGCAUAUCAAGCACUCUGUUAUUCCCGAACUACGAUCCACACCGCCGGAAGAUAUGGACGAUUCCACGUUGGAGUCCUUACAACAGCUUCUUCUAGCACAAGGGCAGGAAUGUUUCUGGCAGAAAGCUGUCAUGGACGGAUACAAGGAUGCUUCAAUCGCGAAAUUAGCUGCUAAAGUGUCAGACUUCUAUGGUGCUGCGGGAGAUUGGGGAGUGAAGAGUGAGGCGAUAAGCUCCGAGUGGAUACAUCAUACUACCGCGAAACAUCAUCAUUUUGCUGCGGCAGCACAAUAUCGUCAGGCAUGCGAUUGUUUAGAGAAGAGAAAGUAUGGUGAAGAAGUCGCGAGGUUGAGGGAUAGUAUAUCUUGUGUUAAUGAGGCGUUGAAGGAGGCCAAAUACUUGAACAAGAUUGUGCUUGGAGAUUUGAACGGGUUGAAGAACAAAGUCACCGAGGAUCUCAAACGGGCGGAAAAGGACAACGAUUUGAUCUAUCUCAAUCCUGUACCGCCCAAAUCAGAACUGAGAACUCUUGAACGAGCAAAUAUGGCAGUUGCUAAAGUCCCAAAAGAGAUUUCAGAGCCAGCCUCGUUUAUUGGUGACAAAGGAGAAUUCGGUCCUCCACUAUUCGCUAAGCUUGUACCAUUCGCUGUCCACGUUGCUGCCAGCAUUUAUGACGAAAGAAGAGAUAGACUGGUCAAUACUAACGUCAUCGAGGAGUUAGAGAUUCUCACUACAAGAAUCCACGAUACCCUGAGCUCAUUAAACCUGCCUGGCUCCCUUCAAGCACUGGAGAAGCCUCUAGGCUUACCUCCAACUCUCACAUCUCAUGCAGAAGAGAUCCGACAGGCAGAUGCUCUAAACCGACUGCAAAGGUCUUUUUCGGAUACAGCAAAACUGAAAGCCUCAGAUGACGCAAUCUUCGCAGAAGGUCGAGAACUUCUAUUGGCAGAACAAUCAGAAAAUGAGAGACUCCUCAUGAAGUACGGAUCCGACAGGUGGACACGUCUUGAUUCCAAGUCCGCUGCGACAAAACUCUUUUCCCAAAUCGGAGAAAUCGACGGCUACCUCAAAAGUGCCAAUAAUAGUGAUCAGCUCGUCAUUAGCAAAUUCCGUGAAUGCGAAGAUAUGCUCCGCAUUCUCUCCAGCUCCGAUCGGGAUAUUGGGAAUUUCGUUCCCAGUAGUCGCCGGGCUACAAUACCUCCCAAAAUCGAAGGCGAAGUUUCUCGCUUGCGCAAUUGCCUCAACGAGCUCUCUCGUCUCGAAGCCCGGAGGAGGAGGAAAAUAGAAGCGCUUCGAGAGAAGGCUAAGAAGGAUGAUAUCAACAGCAGUAUACUCGCUGAAGCAGCACGCAUCGAGCGCGAGUAUCCAAGCCAGAUUGUCGUUCCUGCCCACUUCGAGGAUUUCUUCGAACAGCGCCUCACAAAAUAUGAUGUUGACAUUGAAGGAUUGAAGACCGAGUCUGACGAGCAGGAUCGUCUUACUAGCCAGCUCGAAGAAGCCAAUCAAGCUUUCGUGCUUGCUAGGAAAGGUGAUACAAGUUCGAGGGAGCGAGAACAAGCGUUACAGAAGCUGGAGAAUGCGUACUUUAAGUAUAAGGAGAUCGUGAGUAACUUGGAGGUAGGCAGGAAGUUCUACAAUGACCUCGCCAAAAUUGUGGGAAGGUUCAGAGAUGGUGUGAAGGCGUUUGUGUACGAGAGGAGGGAAGAAGCUAUGAGAAUGGAAUCCGACCUUUCGCUGCCGCCCCUCUCGUCACUUACCCUCCGCCAACAACAAGAAGCCAACCCUCCUAUUCCACGGACCUAUAACGCCCCAUCACACUCACAGCCCCCACCUCGGCCACCAAAUAACAACGAAGAUGCUCAUAUCCCCGCCCCUGUCCCGCAACGUGCAAGACAGAGUCCACCUGUUGUCCCUGCAACCUGGAAUCCUGAAAUGGGUAUCAAGUUCGGUGGUGGUGCUCCGGCGCCAGGUGGUAUGCCUGGACUUGGGGGACAGGAUGGGAAUAAGAUUCCCCAGCCAGGGACAUGGGAUCCGAAUCGUGGAUUCAAGUUUGGUUAGAUGAAAGGUUGGAGCGUCGUGUUUCUCGGAUGAAUGACUGUUAGGUGUUCAAUUCACAGUGAGGGAUCUCUUUGCUUGGCUACAGCGACGAUGUUUACAGAUGCAUAGCGAGGUAUGGUAGGUCAUGGAGUUGGCCAUAAAUGAACGAAGAGCAUCCAAGUGUCAAGACUUUCUAGCAGAUGCCGCACCUUGAAUUGGUGCAAGACUUGGAUAUGUUGGGCUCCUUCAAAGUAGGCGGCUGUAUCGCUUCUUAUUCUUAUUCUUCUUUCUUCAUUACUUCUCUCUCCAUAUCUUCUCUCCACACUGGAGGACCCCAGCUUGCCGAGCUAUCAGCUUUCUUCUAUACAGAGUUGGCAUUUUUUCCUUUCUCCAGAUAGAUCACCCGAACUUCUGCAUCCCAGCUACACUUUCACACAUCUGUUUUGUUUUGAUCUGUCGGUAACUGUAAGCGAGAUCUUAUCUUAUCGCAGCCCCUGGAGGUAAGCCGCAGGAUCGCUUGGCUUCGGACUUGGGGAGCGGGACGAAACAAGCCACAAAUAUAUUCACUCGUCCCCUGAUGCACUCUACCUUCGUACUCUCCUCGGAUCCCUCGCAUAUAGCAUGUCAUCUACCUUGCCAGCUCGCGGCUCUUCCCAGAAUACCGUGGGAACUGUCGCCGCUGGCAACUAUGAGAUACCCAAUUGGCUUUUCUGGGUCGCGUUAGCAGCUGGGAUCUGGUGCUCUUUCAUUAUUUUUGUUCAGGCCAUAGGAUCGACCCAGCUAUACCGCUAUUACUCCUCCAAACCCAAACGAGCCGUCUCUCCAACCCUAAAACUCGAUCAUGUUCCACAUAUCACGAUCCUCCGGCCUGUCAAAGGCCUCGAAGCCCAACUCUACGAAUGUCUCGCGGCAACUUUCUACCAGACAUACCCUCUACAGAAGUUGACCAUCUACUUCUGUAUAGGCUCCUCUACCGAUCCCGCGUUUCCCG
This is a messenger RNA of Cadophora gregata, 3566 nucleotides long. It is a transcript of the gene RIM20, whose product is annotated as pH-response regulator protein palA/rim20. Bases 89 to 2596 code for a protein of 835 amino acids. The transcript has 6 exons. The record is from RefSeq and is a predicted model, not a curated record. Gene Ontology annotation, molecular function: protein binding. Gene Ontology annotation, cellular component: endosome. NCBI's taxonomy places the organism in Eukaryota, Fungi, Ascomycota, Leotiomycetes, Helotiales, Ploettnerulaceae.